Acanthaster planci (crown-of-thorns starfish) is the source of this 2263-nucleotide messenger RNA. RefSeq lists its product as uncharacterized. The record is from RefSeq and is a predicted model, not a curated record. NCBI's taxonomy places the organism in Eukaryota, Metazoa, Echinodermata, Asteroidea, Valvatida, Acanthasteridae.
GGGAUAAUCAUUUGGGGCUGUGUGCAGUCCUAGGUGAACUUCCUUUCUUGUUCCUUGAAUAUCAACACUGCACUGCUGAAACUCUAGGGUGAAUGUAGGCUACCAGACGCGGGUAUUCAAGUUGAUAAAUGCAUGCAUGCAUUAGUUUGGGACAGUAGUGUAGGCCCAAAACACGUCUUUUAUGAACGUGGCUGUAAACUGUGUGUGUACUAACCGCUUACUGCAUGCAUGAGUUGGAAACUGAAAUAUGACGUUGAUCGAUGUGUGGGUGGUCAUAUUCCGAAGUUUGUUCGAGGAAACGCCCAACAAAUGUUAUGUGUCACGUGGGGCUGAAUGUCUACCUACUGAAUCUACUUUGCUUGAUGAUCACUCGAUGAUAUGCCAGGAUGAGACGUCAAGAAUUUCUUGUGUGUCAACAAAUAGUCUCCGAUCAAAUACCUGUCUUGAAGUUAUUGCGAGAAGUCUUCAGAACGAUCGUAUCGAGCAAGUUACGGACACCAGCAUAAAAAAUGACUAUGGAGAACAAGAAUCUGAAACGUCCAUCGUUAAAAAUGGCACGCAGGUAACUGGAAUACCUCUCUCCGGAUUCGAUCAAAACGAAAUGUCAUCCAACUUUCCGUUUGUUUGCAAGGCGAAAGGAGACGGAAAUUUGAUCAUCAUUGGCGGAAACACCACAAUUUCCCAACAUCAGAAGGCAUCAGGUUCUGGACACGCGAUAAUUGAGGGCGCUGGGAUAUCCACUAGAGAUCUCGACUCUGAGGUGGAUCCACCCCGGCGUCGAGGUCUUCAGUAGGCAUCCAAACGACCACAAGCUGAUCGCGAUGUCCCGUCUGCAGACCCUGCGACACUUCAAAGAAUCUUACAUGAAAUCAAUGAUAUGAAGAAGCGUCUACCUUGCGCUGGUUGUGACAGACAAAACAAUCAUUCCAGCUGUUUUAUUAGUCAGGAUGAUAUCACCUACUACACGGGCUUCUCAGCGAAUGAAUUUGAUAUUACUGUUCAGAAACUAGAAGGACAAUUUCGGUCAUUUAAUCACAGGAAACGAGCUCAGAAUGGAAUGAGCUUUUCGUUCCGAGAACUCUUUUUUAUAGGAUUGGUUAGGUUGAAGCACGAUUUCCGUUUUGAACAUAUGGCGCAUCUGUUUAAAAUAGAUGCGCGCCACUGUUCUAUUGCCUUUUUUAGAUGGCUUGAUUUUAUUUUCACACUUUCAACAAAUCUGGAUUGGUCAAAUAGACAUCCGGUUUAUAAACCUUGGCUAGACAAGUUUAUAAAGGAACUGAAAGACGUUCAUGUAUUAGAUGAAAUAGAACUAACUCAGGAUACAGGUUUAAGGGCGUUAUUAUGCGUGGAUUGGCUGAGCGGAUCUGUUCUUUUUGCAUCAGAUGUUUAUAACGAUUCCUUACGGGCUAAAAAUGUUAAAAACAAAAUUAAAAACCAAAAUGCUUUGUUGGCUGUGUUAAAGAAAAACCUAGAGCGUGGAAUACUGAAAAGGGGUAAUGAAUUCAUUGUGAAAAAAUCUUUGAAUGUUCGAGAAGAUUUAACUCAGCUUGGUUUUGAAGUAAGAGAAAACGUAUCUCAUAGGAAAAGGGCAAUGGAAGGUAUUCGCGAAUUUAAAAUCUUAACUAACACAGAUGGUUGGUCUGACUGGCAUUUUAAAAAGAUUUGGCACGCUUGCUUCUUUUGUUUAGAUUUAAAAACAAGAUUGAAUAACAUUCUAUGAAAAGGAGUGGUGAACUUUAACCGAAAGAAAAAGUUACAUUUGGAGGUUGAGUUGAAGUAACGGUUUGGUUUCACUGUUGGAAUUAAAACAUUUUGACAUUAAGUUAAUGUCAUGUGAAGUUGACUGACUGGUUGUUAAAAUUAUUAUAAAGAGGAACAAAAACAUUGACUGGAACAAAAGUUGAAUUUGCGACAUCAGAAGCGCCGGUACUGGGCAGUCCAGUACCGGCGCUCUACCAACUGAGCUGUCGAACCCAAUUUGGGUUAUUUUCCAAUUUGUCACCUUUUGUUUCGGCGGGCGCUGUCAGAAGCAAUACAAACUGAAACACGCCGCCGCCCGACAAAGACAUUGACAAAAGGGAAGAAUUGGUAAUAUAUGGCUAAGCGGCACAGGCUACGAGAGCACCGGUGCAGUGCCCAGGAGGUUUAAGGUUCGAAUCUCUUAUCAGUCAAUUUCUUCGUUUAUGUUUCUAAAAUUAAAGCAGAUGUUCAUGUUUGAGUUGUGUUGAAAUAAAUGCAGUAGGCUGCUGUUCCAAAGACGCAA